UGCACCAGCCACGAAACUAGAAAAUGCCCCUUUUGAGCCAUGAUGUUCCGACCCUGUCAUGGGAGUCCGUAGGCGUGGAUCUGUUUCACUAUGGCGGUCGGGAGUUCGCCGUCAUGGUUGACUUCUAUUCCUUUUUCUUCGAAGUCCGAGAACUUCGCCACACCACGUCUAAUGCGCUCAAGACUUGGUGUGCACAAGUUUUUUCAGUGCAUGGGCUGCCACAGAAGCUGUAUAGUGACAAUGGGCCCCCCUUCAGUAGCUCAGAUUUCAAAGAUUUUUUGAGAAAACUAGACGUUGUGCAUGUCACGUCAAGUCCAUAUCACCCGCGUUCUAAUGGCAUGGCGGAAAGAGCUGUUCAGGAGGCCAAAAAGCUGCUCAAAAAGUGCUCUUUUCGCACACCAGAUUUUGAAAUUGCUCUGCUUGAGUGGCGUAAUACCCCCAGGGACCCAGUUCUGAAGUCUCCUGUGCAGCGGCUCAUGGGGCGGCAGACCCGGACCCUCCUGCCGGUACCAACAAUUCACCUGGAGCCAGAGGCCAUACCCAGCAAGCAGGUCCACGACCGUCUCCAGACGAUCCGGCGCCGGCAAAAGAUCCACUACGACCGCAGCGCCAGGAACCUUUCCCCGCUGACUCCGGGACAACGCGUAACGACGUACGACACUCUCCAGAGAACCUGGGCUCCAGCUAUUGUUCUAAGGCCAGCCGCAACGCCAAGAUCUACGAUUGUGAAGACCGAAGACGGCCAUGAAAUCCGUCGCACAAGAGAACACCUGCGGGAGGCAGCACCUCAACCGGAGCCAGAAUCAACCUCGCAGGGGCCUUCAGAAGACGACCUCCAGCCUGGACAACAGCAGUUACGCAGGAGCACAAGAUUGCGUCGGGAACCCUGUCGAUACCCGUUGCCAGAUGAAACUUCUAGACCUUAUCAUCAUUAAAGGGGAGAUGUGGCCAUAUCACACUGUCAUUCUGAUAGCGCCCAGACUGUUAACAUGUGACGCCUACGUCACCCCUUUCCAAGUGUACUUAUAUCGCUCCCUCCCAUGAAUAAACGCUUUUCGUUACCGGA
Messenger RNA from Dermacentor andersoni, 1066 nucleotides. The record is from RefSeq and is a predicted model, not a curated record. Lineage: Eukaryota; Metazoa; Arthropoda; Arachnida; Ixodida; Ixodidae.